UCAGAGUCUCUGACGCAAUUCGAGCGUCGAAGACCAGGAGCGGAAGACCGAGGCAGCUCCAGUGACUGCGAUUCGGCGAGUCAAUUGUCGACGCCGACAUUCUCUUUACCUGAAUGUGAAGCGAGUGACCUGAUUCGUUUCACGACCAUUCUUCCGGUUAUGACCCGAGAUUCUGCCGAGGAAUUUUACUAGAAUUGCCAAAAUCGAUCAGCUGUAUUUGUCAAACCCUCUCAAGGAGCAUCUCGAGGUCAGAGAGAGAGAAGAGAGAGAGAGAUGACGUCCAUCGAGAAAUCUCCGAGAGCCCUGUUGGUCCCAAUGAAGACGCAGGGACAUUGGACUCCCUUCGUGCACUUGAUGCGGGCGCUGGCAGCUCACGGGAUCAAUCUCACUGUGUGCCUGACAAAAAUUCGUGCUGAUGAGCUGAGGAUUCUCCUGGAAAAGGGAGAAUUCGAGAACGUCGACGUUGAAAUCGUGGAGGUUUUCAGAGAUACAACUCAUAUUCCGAACACGACACGCACCGUCGAUCGUAUGGUCGAGGAUUUUGAAGAGUACAAGGACAAACUCGCACUCUUAAUGCCCACCGUCUCGUGCGUGAUCGUGGACAUGUUCGUCGGAGUAGUCUGUGUGGAUUUUGCAGAUGAAUGGAGGAUUCCGAUGUACAAUUUCGUCACCUCAGCAUGUGCCUUCACCUUUUGCUUGCUGCACACGCCAACUCUGCUCGACGAGAACUGGAGUUACAGCAAUCCAGCCAAGAGCAAUUCCCAUAUAAAUCUGCCGGGGCUCGAAAUGUUUACCGGAGCUGACAUUCCGGAAACUAUUGCCAAGACGCCGACGCUCUACCGAAAGCACUCGGAUGCUUUCAAAAGAAGCGCAGCCGUGAUCAUAAACUCCUUCGAGGAGUACGAUGGCAAGCAGCAGAACAUUCUGACACAGCAGCUCGAGCUUCAUGUCCAGCCCGGCAGGGUCAAGCCGAAAGUGUACCCGAUCGGCCCGCUGCGGCUGGUGGGCACCUCCCGCCUCGACGAGAAGCAGAGCAUUCCCACGGUGACGCACGAGUGCAUCGAGUGGUUGAACCGGCAGGCAAAUUCGUCCGUGCUCUUCAUUUGCUUCGGGAGUGUUCUGCCUCUGGCAGCAGCUCUGAGAUCGGCGUUCAUCGAAGCCUUGGGCUCGACCGGAACUCGCUUCCUGUGGGCUCUGCGAUUGGCGGAAGGCGAUCACGAGGCCGAGGCUGUCGUGGAGGAUUUUGAGUCGAGAACGCGAGACCGAGGCCUCGUCGUGAGGAGCUGGGUGCCGCAGGAGGAGGUGUUGCAGCAUCCCGCUGUUCAUGGCUUCUUGUCGCACUGCGGCUGGAAUUCCAUCAUGGAAGCAAUUCAAGGCGGCAUUCCCAUCGUGGCCUGUCCUAUGUAUGCAGAGCAAGCCCUGAACGCGAGAUUCAUUGUGGAGGAGUCGAAGAUUGCCAUUCUGAUCGCGCAUAAGGGCCAAGUGGGCGACGUCGAUGGGCAGGAAGUGACGAAGGCGAUCAGACUUUUCAUGGAUGAUGAGAGAAGACAAUCACUGAGACAGAACAUUCUGCGCCUGAAGGAGGCAGCGAACGCGACCGUGGCAGAGGGUGGAUCAUCUCAUCAGCAUCUGAAGAAUCUCGUUGCUGCCAUCUCAAAAUCUGUAAACGGUGAGCCAUCACAGACUUAAGCGGAAUGACUGUCUGCUCUGUGGCAUCGAACACCAAGAGACUAAACUUAGACUGGCCGACUGAGGGCAACGGACUUGUCAAUUGUAAAUCUUUUUUUAAGUUCACAGCGGAAAUCAAAUAAUUUCGGUC
This is a messenger RNA of Marchantia polymorpha subsp. ruderalis, 1819 nucleotides long. NCBI's taxonomy places the organism in Eukaryota, Viridiplantae, Streptophyta, Marchantiopsida, Marchantiales, Marchantiaceae. The record is from the annotation of a GenBank genome assembly.